GCCUUUCACCGUCAACACGACCGCGAUUUUAACACUUACUGCUGCUGUAAAAGUCAACACUCUAGGUCUUAAUGGACAAGAAAGCUAACACACUGCGUCUUUAUCGACAUUAUGAGUCAAAGGAACGUCUUAAAAUAUUUAAAUAACGUGACGUGUGUGUAAUUUCACCGGGUCUUUCGUAGCCGCUGUAAAACCACUGUGUCUUUAAAUUGAUGACAGAGUGGUAAUCGGAUUGCUGAGUUUACAAGGAGGGCGUGAACGCGACAUACGUUUCCCAGCCGGUGUUUUCAUUUUUGACGCCCCUCAGCCGCUGUUGUUGUACGGUGGUUUCCAUGCUUCAGAGACGACAAACCAAACGCGGUGUCCAGGGAAACCAUGACUCUGACCCGAGGAUCUUUCACCUACGCCAGUGGGGAGGAGUACCACGGCGAGUGGAAAGAAGGUCGGAGGCACGGCGUCGGUCAGCUCAAAUUUAAGGACGGAACCUGCUACACUGGCCAGUUUGAGAACGGACUCUUUCAUGGCUCUGGCGUACUGCUCUUCACAGACGGAUCCAGGUACGAAGGAGAAUUUGCCUAUGGGAAGUUUCAAGGCACGGGCGUCUUUGAACGAUAUGACGGCAUGAAAUUUGAGGGGGAAUUCAAAGAGGGACGUGUAGAGGGAUACGGGCUGCUGACCUUCCCAGAUGGCGCUCACGGCGUCCCACGAAACGAGGGCCUGUUCCAAAACCACAAGCUCCAGAAGAGAGAGAAGUGUGCAGGAGUGGUGCAGCGUGCACAGGCGUCAGCCUCCGGCGCUCGCAGUCUCGCGCUUUGACCAUCAAGCGCCCCGAUGGAGCCAUGGUCAGGUUUACAGCACCUUCUAGGAGGGGCCUCAGGCCUCAGGGACGUGUACUCGUAUACUCCCCACCAGCUCUUCUCUCUGUGUCUUUCUCUUCUUCCUUCACCCUCAUAGUAGCUUUGGGAUGCACAUAUAGGUGCAAACUGACCAAAACAAUGGCUCUCCGUACGACUGACUUGAAAUGCACAACACCAUGAAGCACACACAAGUCACCUACGCAGCAAAUGUUGCUGUUUUGCUCUUAAUCUGAUUCUUGUACUGAUAAAUAGUGUCUUAGUGUUUUACAGCCGUUAGCUUUCAGACUUCAUGUAACUGAAAAUGGAAGCCCUCUUCAGCUGUUGCACAUGUGGUAUUUUAAAGAGUUUUAUUCUCCUGCAUUAGGAGGAGGUGUAAAGUAAGUCUGUAUGUCAAAGACCUAAUAGGUAUUAAGAUAAUGACACUUAGAAAAAGAAAAAUGCUGCAAGUCAUAACAACAGUGUGCUCCGUAGAAGCUUUGACCAUUUAGUAGCUUUAUGGAGCAAUGUUUUUUUUCUUUUUUUUUUUCUUUUUUUUCUUACAAAUGGCUUCCCUUAAUGUCAAAUCAGUAAUAGGCAUGAGGACGCAUAUGCAUGUAUGCAAGCAUGUGGGUAACAUGACACAUUCUUGCCAAUGUUUUCAUGCUUUUAUGCUCAUGCACACCUGGUGGUGAUGAUAAGGAACAAGGAGGUGUAGCUACUGUAUGCGUCAGGCAGAGGACACGGAUCAAUGACUGUAUAUAUACA
This is a messenger RNA of Solea solea (common sole), 1601 nucleotides long. It is a transcript of the gene morn4, whose product is annotated as MORN repeat containing 4. The record is from RefSeq and is a predicted model, not a curated record. Lineage: Eukaryota; Metazoa; Chordata; Actinopteri; Pleuronectiformes; Soleidae. Bases 376 to 816 code for a protein of 146 amino acids. The transcript has 6 exons.